Messenger RNA from Gasterosteus aculeatus aculeatus (three-spined stickleback), 2395 nucleotides. Its product is annotated as arf-GAP with dual PH domain-containing protein 1. Gene Ontology annotation, molecular function: phosphatidylinositol-3,4,5-trisphosphate binding; GTPase activator activity; phosphatidylinositol bisphosphate binding. The record is from RefSeq and is a predicted model, not a curated record. Gene Ontology annotation, biological process: positive regulation of GTPase activity. Lineage: Eukaryota; Metazoa; Chordata; Actinopteri; Perciformes; Gasterosteidae. Gene Ontology annotation, cellular component: cytoplasm; plasma membrane; intracellular membrane-bounded organelle.
UUCCACGGCUUCAUUACUACACGCGCUCCGCUCCUCACCAGCGCGUCUGGACAUGACGCCCUGAUCGGAUGUGUAGGCGCGUUUCGUCGUCCUGAUGCGGCCGUGCAGCGCGCGUGCCCGCGGCGAUCUCCCUCCUGGAUCGAGACACCGCGACUCCUCCGGCCGCCGAGCAGCUCGUCCGAGGAGAAGCGCUUUUUUGGCACCAUGGCAUCGGAUCAGGAAGACAACGGCCAGCGCGUGAAACGGCUUCUGGGCAAACCUGGAAAUGGAAACUGUGCCGACUGUGGAGCUGCAGAUCCAGAAUGGGCAUCCUACACUCUGGGAGUGUUUGUGUGUCUCAGCUGCUCAGGCCUUCAUAGAAAUAUCGCUCGGAUCAGCAAAGUGAAAUCCGUACUGCUGGAUCCCUGGAGCGCCUCUGAGGUGGAGUUGAUGGACUCUGUGGGUAACAAUGCUGCCAAGGCCAAAUAUGAGAAGAUAGUUCCUGCCUUCUACUACUGUCCUACACAUAAAGACUGCAUGCUCCUGAAAGAACAAUGGAUCCGAGCCAAGUACGAGAGGAAGGAGUUCCAGUGUGUGGAGAGGCAGGAGCCUUACUCAGCAGGCUACAGAGAGGGGUUUCUAUGGAAACGAGGCAGAGACAAUGGACAGUACCUCAGCCGGAAAUUUAUUCUGUCCGAACGAGAAGGUGUUUUGAAGUACUUCAAAAAGCAUGAUGCCAGAGAGCCCAAAGCAACAAUGAAGAUCAACACUCUGAAUGCCACUUUCCAGCCAACAAAAAUGGGCACUGCCCAGGGCCUGCAGAUAACCUAUUUGAAAGACAACAGUACCAGGAACAUCUUUGUUUACCACGAGGAUGGAAAGGAAAUGGUGGAUUGGUUCAAUGGCAUUAGAGCAGCCAGGUUUCACUACCUUCAGGUGGCUUUUCCUGGAGCAUCCAUCUCUGAUUUGUUGCCAAAGCUAACAAGGAACUAUAUAAUGGAGGGUUACAUGGAGAAGACCGGUCCAAAGCACACAGAGGGCUUCAAGAAGAGAUGGUUUACGAUGGAUGAAAGAAGGCUCAUGUACUUCAAAGAUCCACUGGACGCUUAUGCCCGAGGCGAGGUGUUCAUUGGCAGCAGGGAAAACAGCUACAGUGUGCACCCCGGCCUCCCCCAGAACACGCAAGGCUACCACUGGCAGUUUGGAAUCACCAUCGUGACCCCAGACAGGAAGUUUCUGUUUGCGUGUGAGACCGACGAGGAUCAGAAAGACUGGAUCUCAGCAUUUCAGACCGUUAUCAACAGACCAAUGCAGCCUCGGGAGUAUGCGGUAGCGGCUUAUUUUAAGCACAAACCGUGACCGUCUGAGUGCUUGAAGCCCGGCUGUGGGACAUCAAACUGGAGGAAGAGAAGGGCCUUAAAAUCCUCUGAUGAAAGUCUUUCUGAUGAACUAAGUGCGUCAAAGACCAAAAUCCUUGAGGUGAGAUUUUUACGAUCCAUCAUUGCAUUCAAUGUCAUUUUAAGACAGACCCAAUAACUCCCGAGCUGAUGAAUGUUACCCUCACCGAUUCCUCCGUAUCGUGAUGUUACUUCCACACCUGAAAGAAGUCAUUGGGAUCGCGCCGACCUGAAUGUUCGCGACCUGAUCGGAAUUGUCACUGCUCAGAUGUCAAAAGAUGUUUUCUCAGUAAUAUGAGUUGCAGAUGCUCAGAUUUAUCCCAUGUAAGAGCAAAAAUAUAUUUAAUUUUUUAAUGUAUGAAUUUGCUAAAUUCAGUGCGUGAUGCUGUAUUGGCUGACACCGCAUGUUGGUACGUCCGUUGCUUUUUUCUACUUGUGUAUUUAAGUUGCUGAAUGUGUUAACUGCUUUUAUGAAGUGUUCCUGAUCACAUUUAAGGAUUGGCUUGCAUUCCUUUUUCUCGUGUGAUGCAAAACUGUACGAAAGUAGUAAUCCACUUCAGCAUUUACGUUCAUGUGGAAUCAUUUAUCCAGUAGAUGGAGACAGAGGGAAGCAUUUACAUUUCUAUGACCUCCAUGCACAAAAGCCAGGAGCUCAUUUUUUUAUUGUUGUUAAUUUUCAGAUACAGGAGUUAAGUUGCACAUUAAAAAGUAAAGCCAAAAAUCCACAUCUUCCUGUGUACAUCAAGAUAGGAAAAACAUAAGAUGUAUAGUAAAUACUUUACGGACAUAUGCAGUUUCUAUGACUAACAUUCAAUCCACCAAAGAAACAGUCAUAGAAAAUAGGCCUAAGCUUUUCUUUCAUUUUAGACCUGGUUAAAAUGUAGUGAUCGUAAGAAAUGCUUUUAAGAAAACAUGGCACUAUACACCCCAUUAAUAUAUUCAUGAUUGCAAAAAUUAAAGCCGCUUACGUAUAUUUGAAAAUGUGACUACAAAUGUAACAUUAAAAAGUAAGAGAUAUA